Messenger RNA from Contarinia nasturtii (swede midge), 610 nucleotides. RefSeq names its product zinc finger protein 593 homolog. NCBI's taxonomy places the organism in Eukaryota, Metazoa, Arthropoda, Insecta, Diptera, Cecidomyiidae. The record is from RefSeq and is a predicted model, not a curated record. Gene Ontology annotation, molecular function: nucleic acid binding; zinc ion binding. The coding region runs from base 106 to 564 and encodes 152 amino acids. The transcript is spliced from 2 exons.
AAACGCAGGCACGUUGUUAUUCUAAUUCAUAUUACGUCUUAGCGCACGAACGAUUUGAUUUUGUUUAGAUUUUCGAAUUUAUUGUAAUUCAAUAGACGAAUUGAAAUGGGAAAGCCACAGCGAAGACGAAAAGUACAUUUCGGUGAUACACAUCUACAGCGCAGAUGGAGAACUCGAAGUCGUAAGCGAGAUUUGGAUCAGAUUGACGACGAUUUGAAAACAAAAUCAGCCGAUCUGUUGAAUCAAAAUGUUGAUUUGGAGAAGCCGGGUUUCGCUCAAUUUUAUUGUUUGCAUUGUGCAAAGUAUUUCAUCGACGACCAUUCGAUGCAGGCUCAUUUCAGAACAAAAGUGCACAAACGACGUAUGAAAGCAUUGGAAUUGGAACCAUACUCAAUCGAAGAAUCAGAACGUGCCGCUGGCCAUGGUAGUUUUAAAAAAGCUGAAAAACGUAUCAUCGAAACUCAACCGAGCAAAGAGGAAUUCGCAAAGGGAAAACGUGUUGUCGUGCAAAAAGUCAACGACAUUGAUACCGAAAUGAAAGAAGAUGAUGAAAACUUAGGUUAAUUCAAAAUAAAGAGAUAAUCAUUUACUUUGGUUACAUAUAACAUGA